AUGGGUUCAAACGCCCAAGGCGACGGUACUCAAGUCCUACAGGACCUGAUCAAUGCUGCAUGCUGCGAACCCAAUGGCAUUCCAGGAGCUUCCGUGGUGAUUAUCAACAGGGACGGGAAAGAGUUGUUUGCGCAUGCAUCCGGAAAACGAGGCCAAGGGCAGCCUGAGCCCAUGAGCUUGGAUAACAUUUUCUGGAUUGCAUCGUGCACAAAGCUGAUCACCGGAAUUGCGCUGAUGCAGCUGGUAGAGCAGGGAAAGCUCGCGUUGGAUGAUGCUGAGCAGUUGGAAAAACUAUGUCCUGAGCUUCGCGAUGUUAAGGUUUUGCGUGAGGAUGGCACGUUGGAGGAAAAGAAGAGGAAGAUCACGUUGCGGAUGCUGCUCACUCAUACCGCGGGUUUUGGCUACACUUUCUAUAAUUCGAAACUUGCGGAUUAUGGCAGACCGAUUGGAUAUGACGAGUUCUCCGGGCAAGUUUCUGAUAUUUUGCAGCCAUUGAUAGCUCAGCCGGGGGAAGAAUUCAACUACGGAAUUAAUAUUGACUGGGCUGGUGUGGCCCUGGAACGAGUCACCAAGAUGUCCUUGAAUGAGUAUAUGCAGAGAUAUAUAUUCGAGCCACUGGGCCUCAAAAACAUCAACAUGUUUCCAACUCUACAAAUGAAGGAGAAGCUAGCCUACAUGCACCAACGGGCUCCAGAUGGCACGCUAUCAAUCCGUGAUCAUCUCAUGCACCGUCCUCUUACUGCUGAUACAAAGGAGAUCAAAACAUGCUUCGGCAGUGGCGGAGGUGGAUGUUUUGCAAACCCACAAGAAUACUGCCAAAUUCUUGCGAUGCUUCUGAAGGGCGGCGUCUCUCCAACAACUGGAUCUCGCAUCCUACAGGAAUCCACCGUCGAGGAUAUGUUCACCAACCAGAUCCCCCAACUUCCCAAUUUCGCGCGGAAGCAUUAUUCGAGUGUGAAGCCCGACCUCGUUGCUCCUUUCGAUGAGUUUUACCCGCAGCCGCUCGACCAGGCUCAGGGAUGGGGCUUGACCUUCAUGAUCACACCGCACCGUGGUGCAACAGGACGCAGCGCUAAUACUGUCCAUUGGGCCGGGCUGCCAAACACUUGGUGGUGGGCAGACCGCGAGAAGGGUGUUGCCGGGAUGGUCUGUACACAGAUCUUGCCGUCGUCUGAUUUGAAGGUGGGGAUGCUGAUUGGAGCAGUCGAGUCGACUGUGUACCAGUAUUUUGUAUGA
Amorphotheca resinae ATCC 22711 is the source of this 1236-nucleotide messenger RNA. RefSeq lists its product as hypothetical. Lineage: Eukaryota; Fungi; Ascomycota; Leotiomycetes; Helotiales; Amorphothecaceae. Bases 1 to 1236 code for a protein of 411 amino acids. The transcript has 4 exons. The record is from RefSeq and is a predicted model, not a curated record.